Messenger RNA from Neodiprion virginianus, 3053 nucleotides. Its product is annotated as bleomycin hydrolase. Gene Ontology annotation, molecular function: cysteine-type aminopeptidase activity. Gene Ontology annotation, biological process: L-homocysteine catabolic process; proteolysis; response to toxic substance. Lineage: Eukaryota; Metazoa; Arthropoda; Insecta; Hymenoptera; Diprionidae. The record is from RefSeq and is a predicted model, not a curated record. Gene Ontology annotation, cellular component: cytoplasm. Bases 309 to 1553 code for a protein of 414 amino acids. The transcript is spliced from 4 exons.
CAGCUGCCCGGACUUUCGACGCAGAGGACACGCUCCUAUCUUGCUGAUGUCAUUCCUCAAAUUCAUAAUAUUAUUCGACUUAUCGUUGGAUGUACCCGCGAUACUCUUGACGAUUCGUUUACACUGUUAUACCAAAUAUUUCUACUUCGUUGCACCUAAUAUAGCCCCUUUUUAUUUAUACAUAUGGAUCAAAAUCAAGGGCUCUCACUCCGGACAUAAUCAACGAACUGCGCAACAAGUUUUACGAGAAUGAGAAAAAUGUUUUGGCUCAAAACGUAUGCACCAAAAUCGAUCCUCUCGAGGCAUGCAUGUCUCGUAAGUACAUCGAAGAGGCUCAACAUGUCUUCAACCACAAAGUCGAGUUGGAAGGAAAGCCGAUUACAAAUCAGAAGAACUCUGGACGUUGCUGGAUUUUUGCCACUCUGAAUGUUAUGCGAAUUCCGUUUAUGCAACAGCACAACUUGGAGGAAUUUGAAUUUAGUCAGGGAUACUUAUUUUUCUGGGAUAAGCUCGAACGAUGCAAUUACUUCCUACACAACAUGGUGAAGGCAGCUAGGUCAGGAGAAUCAGUGAAUGGCCGGCUAGUGUCAUGGCUUCUACACGACCCAACAUGCGACGGUGGUCAAUGGGACAUGAUUGUGAAUCUCAUAAACAGACACGGUCUUGUUCCAAAGAAGCUGUUUCCAGAAUCAUUUAGCUGUGAGUCUACCAUGCGUAUGAACAGCCUACUGAAAAGUAAGCUCAGAGAAUUUGGAAAAGCUUUGCGAGACAUGAUUGCUAGCGGAGCGUCAGAUGCCGAUUUAGAGAGUCAGAUCAUUGAGCAAAUGACAGUGAUAUAUAGAAUCAUUGGUAUCUGUCUAGGUAUUCCCUCAGAGAAAUUUACGUGGGAAUACUACGACAAGACAAAAAAUUACAAUUGCAUUGGACCGAUAACACCGGUUGAGUUUUAUGAAAAAUAUGUCAAGCCAAGCUUCAAUGUCGACGACAAAGUCUGCUUAGUAACUGAUCCCCGGCCAACAAAUCCAUAUGGCAAACUCUACACGGUUGAUUACUUGGGAAAUGUUGUCGGUGGACGAUCAACAAUAUACAACAAUCAACCUGUCGAGUUACUGAUGAACCUCUGCGCCGAAAGCAUAAAGCAGAACGAACCAGUAUGGUUUGGCUGUGAGGUCGGCAAACGGUUUGCUAUGAAACAAGGCAUUCAAGAUCUGGAGGCGCACGAUUUCAAACUAGUAUUCGGGACAGAUGUUCAAAUUGGUCUAACCAAGGCGGACAGAUUACUAUAUGGAGAUUCUAUGAUGACUCACGCGAUGGCAUUUACUGCAGUCUCUACCGAUGCAAACGGAAAGAUCAAGAAAUUCCGAGUUGAAAAUUCGUGGGGAGAUGAACGUGGUGAGAAAGGUUAUCACGUGUUAUCUGCGGACUGGUUUUCAGAAUUUGUGUUUGAAGUAGUUGUGGAUAAAAAAUAUGUGCCUGAUGACGUUAUGGCUGUGUUUCAACAAGAGCCCACUGUUCUACCGGCAUGGGAUCCUAUGGGGACUCUUGCACAAUGAUAAGCGCUUUUCAACAAGUACCAGAAACAAUUUAUUCUUAUAGAUGAGAUAAAGUUCAAUAUUAGGGCUGUUCUGGAGUCGAUUUCAACACACAUUCACACACAUAAAAUAAUAUCCCAGUAUCUCAGUAUAGUACAUAUAUUAUAAAGCUUCAAACUAAUUUUAAUCCUAAGAAUACUUUUUCUCUUUCAGAAGAUUGGUAAAAACUUGCAUAUGCUGUAAGCACUUAGCUCGUGUUUUCACAUCGUGCUUUCAACUCAUCGCUCGCAUAUUAAAAUCACUGAACACCUAUUACUCUUUCAGAAUCUCCUUGAUAGGGCAGAAUUUUUAUGUAUAAUCUGACAUCGACUCCAUCCCUGCCUGAGGGACAGACACUCCUUUACUAGCAAAAAAUUUCACGUUUGAUUACAAAGCUGGAGUGAUCAAAAAGCGUAAAUAAACCCUGGCAAAUACUUUUUAUAUUUAAAUUGCGUAACAGUACUAGACAAUAGGUGGCAAAAAUAUCAACUUGAAAAAAUCUAGACGUACUUUAUAAUUUGGACGCUCACAUUUCAUGAAAGGUGCAAAUAAUUUUCUAAUAGAUCAGAUUUUACUGCCUCCUACCUUCUGCUCUAUUCAUGUGGAAAAUGAAUCGAAUUUUCUGCUGGUCCAAGUCUUUAUGUCCCUUGAUAAGUGCAUAAAUGAACUGCACGUGAUGGUGUCAUCAAGAGUAAUGUCUCAGCAAGUCAAUUUUUUAUAACAAUUGCUCACCGUUUAUUCUUAGAGAUUUAAGAAAACAUGUAUAAAAUAUGAAACAAAUAUACGUAGCCAUUUGUGUACACCUUUGGUGAGUAGCUAGGCUUGUUAAGUGAAGUCAUGUUGCUAGUCAUUGACCAAAGAUAGAUUGUCAAAGUAUGCCCAAUAUUGAAACCGCGACCGAUUGCACACAAAAUUACCAAAAAUAAUCACAUCUAAUCAUAACUACAUUGUUUCUGUUUGACCAAUUGAUGGAUUACGUUGAUGAAUUCGUGGACAGAUAUUUGUCAAAUCAAUUAAACCUUUCUUGCGCUACUAUAUUUUAUGUGUAUGCAACAUGGGAUUAGGUGAAACUGAACAAAAAUUCAAAUACACUGGUACGAACCAAAUAAUAUAAUAUGUACUAUGAUAAAACAUUAUUUACGCUAUGACAAGAAUAUUUCAAAUAGAUGAAGGAACAUUAUAAAUCUUAUUCUUUUAUAAGAAAAUUAACCUACAUUAGAAUCAGAACUACACAGCAAAAUAUGAUUUGCGAAAUUUAAUGUACGAUUCGAAUUUCAGCAGUAAUUGUCAAUUGGGGAAUUAUAGGAUUUCUAAAAGACAGACACAAGUUAGUAAUUUAAUAAUAAAAACGAAUAAAAAAAUCUACCAAACCUUAUGUACAUACAUCAUCUAACAAUAAGUGUUGUGUUGUGUUUAUUAAUUAUAAUGAAUCAGUUUGUAAAAUUAUUUUUUCCCCCAAUAAACUCUCCAUCAGUCAUAUAA